AUUUGUACUUGAUCAUGAGGAAUUGCGAGCGAAGAUGGCACCCGACGCGCUCAAGACUCGCAAGCGGUCGGACUAUAAGUUUGAACUGGAAUACAGGACGCGAUGGAGCGACAAUGACAUGUAUCACCACCUGAACAACAGUAUAUAUUACUUUCUAUUCGAUUCCGUAGUAAACACCUACCUCAUCAAACAUUGCUCUCUCCAUCCUCCUACAUCGUCCCAGAUCGGCCUUGUGGUGCACUCGCAUUGCGACUACUUCGCCCCUAUUGAGUUUCCAGCCGUUGUCGACCUCGCCUUACGGGUUGUGAAACUUGGCAAGAGUUCCGUGACCUAUGAAAUUGGCGUCUUCGAGCGUGGACAUGCAGAUGUGAAGGCCGUCGGGGAGUUCGUACACGUCUUCGUAGAUCGCGAAAGCAGGAAGCCGGGCAAGCAGGGCAUGGCAAACAAUCUCAAGGAAGGUUUACAAAACAUAUUUGUGGACAGCGCAAAGUUGUGAGCCGAUCGCAUUAGGGUCUGGUUCGCAUUCACCACGCAGCUCCCUGAACAGGCGGAACAGAAGGCGAGAUGAGACCUCCACCAAUGCACUAUCCGAGCGGUAUUGAAAGAGAUAUUGUUCUGAGAUGAAACUGCACAGUAGGUCCAUAUAGUACAACGAGCGAGCUGCGGGUGCUAUGGAGUCGUACUUGUCCGCAAUCAACAAUGUCUGCGGUCUGUUGACCACCAUAUAUGAGUAGAGAACAAUAUCGAAAGAUGACUGUACAUCAUAUUAACCGCACAAUAACAAUGUUCACAGCAUUAA
Molecule: messenger RNA, 799 nt
Organism: Aaosphaeria arxii CBS 175.79
Lineage: Eukaryota; Fungi; Ascomycota; Dothideomycetes; Pleosporales
Product: Thioesterase/thiol ester dehydrase-isomerase
Exons: 3
Coding region: 35-496 (153 amino acids)
Cellular component (GO): mitochondrion
Molecular function (GO): fatty acyl-CoA hydrolase activity
Source: RefSeq, a predicted model, not a curated record